This is a messenger RNA of Pseudophryne corroboree (corroboree frog), 1236 nucleotides long. RefSeq names its product gem nuclear organelle associated protein 6 (gene GEMIN6). Gene Ontology annotation, cellular component: nucleus; SMN complex. The transcript has 3 exons. Lineage: Eukaryota; Metazoa; Chordata; Amphibia; Anura; Myobatrachidae. The coding region runs from base 123 to 626 and encodes 167 amino acids. Gene Ontology annotation, biological process: spliceosomal complex assembly; spliceosomal snRNP assembly. The record is from RefSeq and is a predicted model, not a curated record.
CGAUAUAGAACCAACCCUCUAGACCCCCACCCUGUGCAGCCAGCAGCAGUUCCUGUAUGCUAGUACCCGUGUAUAUACAGAUCACUGCCUGCAGGAUCAGUCAGGGAGUGAAAAACUAAAGCAUGACCAAGUGGGCUGAUAAUACCCCUCUGGAGUGGCAAGCUUAUGUCAACAAAGAGGUCAAAGUUACAGCCGAUGAGAAGAAUGAAUACCAAGGAUGGGUGGUAACCAUUGAUCCAGUGUCUGCAAGCAUUGUGCUGGCUAGUUUCGAAGAGAGUCAGAAGACAUUGGUCCGGCUGGUGAUGGGGCAUGCUGUGCAGAAGGUAGAAAUACUGAAAGAUCCAGAUGAUAUUACCAAAGAGAAACUUUUACAUUUCUUCGGUCUUCAAGAAACCACGAGAACAUAUACAAAAGAGGAUCUGGAAACCAAAAAGCUUAAAUUGAAGAGUUGGUUGGAGCAAAACAACAUUCCGGUUACUGAACAAGGAGAGUCAAUGAGGACAUUGUGUGUGGCCAGCUUAUUGACCAUUGAUCCCCCCUAUGGCCCAGACAACUGCAACAGUACAAAUGAAAUCAUAUUGUCUCGCAUCCAAGGACUUAUACAAGGUUAUAUGACAAGCCAAUGAGAGCUACUACUAUAUCACAUACAACUGCACAUGAACAUGGUGCAAUUUCAUAAGAUUUUCAUAGCACAUUCAUUAUUAAAGAAUGGGAGCAAUUAAAUUAAUAACGAUGGCUGCAAGUUACUGGCAUUUAUGGAUUUUGACCUGACCCCAAAGUUUCUACAGUAACCUGUUCUCACCUGAAUCCGUAUCUGUAACCAUCUCCUUACAUCACUUAGGGGGAGAUGUAGCAAGCCUUCUAAGGAGUGAAGAAGUUGCCCAUAGCAACGAGCUUAGCAUUUAAUCAAGUACAUUCUAUAAAAUGGUAGGUGGGAGGUUACUAGUUGCUAUGGGCAACUUCUCUUUUGAAGGCUUGAUACUUCUCUUUUGAAGGCUUGAUACAUCUCCCCGAAUCAGGAACUAAUAAUUAAUUUAGGUUUAGAGUACUGGUUCCUUUUCACAAUGAAAUUAUUCAGCUCAGUAUUCGAGUGUGAUUAGUUUGUAUUAAAAUGUAAUUUUCAAUAUUAUAUCUUCUACAGUAUUUGUCAGCAUAGGCUAAUUGUGGAUAGUGCCUUUUUCAUUACUUAAAUUGUUGUCUUAAAAUGAAUAAAAAAAGUUUAAAAAGUUGUAAUAA